Molecule: messenger RNA, 270 nt
Organism: Exophiala xenobiotica
Lineage: Eukaryota; Fungi; Ascomycota; Eurotiomycetes; Chaetothyriales; Herpotrichiellaceae
Exons: 2
Coding region: 1-270 (89 amino acids)
Biological process (GO): transmembrane transport
Cellular component (GO): plasma membrane; fungal-type vacuole membrane
Molecular function (GO): transmembrane transporter activity
Source: RefSeq, a predicted model, not a curated record
AUGGGCUACUGGGCCCUCAUGUGGGUGGCCUUGGUCGCGGAGGAGGAAUUCAUUUUCCGCCGCAACAAAGGGUAUAAGUGUGAAGAUUGGAAUGAUCCCUCGAAGCUGCCAGUCGGGAUUGCCGGCUUGACUGCAUUCAUUAUCGGCUGGGUCGGUGCGGUGCUGUCGAUGAUGGACGGCGCCGACCUUGGUAUGCCAGUCGCCGCCAGUUUGGCGGCACUGAUCUACCCUCCCCUUCGGUACUUAGAGCUGAAGUACUCUAAGCGGUAG